GCGCACGCCCGGCGCAACUCAUCUAGCGCAACCAUUCAGAUCAGCGCGGAAAGAAAUACAUUCAUCGAUAAUAAAUAUCAAAAAGACAUCGAAUUAUGGAUGACCCCUCGGCACAACUCCACCUCGAGAUUCGCGAUGCCGUCGUUCGCGCUCUCGCUACGCGCCGCCCUAUCCUUCAUCACUUGAACGCCGAUACCUCGUGGUUGCUGCAAAUACCGCGGCCCGCUAAUGCAGUCAAGCACGGAAGCCGGAUAUACUAUAAUGUAUUGAUUGACCCGUGGUUUGUGGGUGGCCAAAGCGAUGUCGCAAAGUGGUUCAGUCAGCAAUUCCACGCGACGGAGAGCGCAGUGAAGAGCGUAGCUGAAGUGGAUGAGCUGGCGCGGCAAGUUGAGAUUCUAGCGGGAGGGUUGAGAUUAGGGAAGAACAGGAAGAGGAAGAUGGAGGAUACGGUGGAGGAGGAGAGUUUUAUCGAUUGUGUGGCUAUUAGCCAUGAAUUCACGGAUCAUUGUCAUAAAGAGACGUUAUUGGAAGUUCACGGCGACGUGCCUGUUUUCGCAACAGAGCAAGCAGCCAAACUAAUAACCUCGUGGUCCCACUUCCGCACCGUAACAACAACCCCCACCUUCGUCGACGACUCCGACUGGCACGACUACAGUCUCUCCCCCUUGCCCUCCUGGCUCAGCAUAUCGCGGCUAACCGCUGCCGCCGACGCCCUCUUCUACCACUCCGCCCUUCUCAUAACGUUCGCCACGCACCCCUUCCUCUCCAACACAACACCAAAGAAACGCCUCUCAUCCCUCAGCAUAAACGGCGACGGCGCCGAAGACCUCGCCCCACACCUCAACGGCGAAGCAGCCGAAUGUCUCAUUUACACACCCCAUGGUAUACCGCAUACGGCGCUUACCCCGAUAACGACGGCGGACCCGCCGCUGCAUACCCUCGCUUUCCUGCAUGGACUUCACGAUAUAUCCAUUUCUAAUGCUAGUCAGCUUAAUCUCGGCGCGAAGAAUGGGGUCCUUGCGCAGAGAAUGCUGAGGGCCAAGUAUUGGGUUGCGACGCAUGAUGAGGUGAAGAGGGGAGGUGGGUUUAUCAGUUGGUUUAUACGGAGGAAGGUUUGGACGUUGGAGGAGGCGUUGAAGGAAGCUGGAGGGGACACGGAGUUUGAGGAUGUUAGGUUUCAGGAUAUGGGGAAUGGGGAGAGUAGGGUGCUGGAGUGAUGGGUGGACGGAGGAUGGAGGGAAGUUUGUUUUUUUGGCUAUUGCUGUUGUUGCUGUAUGGAAUGGACGUACGCUAUUUGUUGUGUGAUGUGAUGUGAUGGAUGUAUAUACCCCCGUGAGCGAGGUUUGGUAGUUUAGGAUAUGUAAUAGGAGAGGGGCCCCUGGUUUGUGGAGGACAUGGACGUGGUGAACGAAAUUGUUGUACACAAGUAGUGUCUCGACGUCGUAAUUCAGAUUAAGUCAAGGCUACAUUCGUUCGAUUUAGCCGCUUAUC
Molecule: messenger RNA, 1491 nt
Organism: Pyrenophora tritici-repentis Pt-1C-BFP
Lineage: Eukaryota; Fungi; Ascomycota; Dothideomycetes; Pleosporales; Pleosporaceae
Source: RefSeq, a predicted model, not a curated record